This is a messenger RNA of Hyaena hyaena (striped hyena), 1777 nucleotides long. It is a transcript of the gene SLBP, whose product is annotated as stem-loop binding protein. Gene Ontology annotation, biological process: mRNA 3'-end processing by stem-loop binding and cleavage; mRNA transport. The record is from RefSeq and is a predicted model, not a curated record. Lineage: Eukaryota; Metazoa; Chordata; Mammalia; Carnivora; Hyaenidae. Gene Ontology annotation, molecular function: mRNA binding; histone pre-mRNA stem-loop binding. The transcript has 8 exons. Gene Ontology annotation, cellular component: cytoplasm; histone pre-mRNA 3'end processing complex. Bases 102 to 929 code for a protein of 275 amino acids.
GCCGGCGCGGGAGAGGACGCGCCCGCCGGCCCCGGACCCCCGCCCGACGCCGCCGCCGCCAGGCACCACAGCACCUCGCAGUCGCCGUCGUCGCGCUCGACAUGGCCUGCCGGCCGCGAAGCCCCUCCGGCUGCGGGAGCCGCCGAGACCGCGACGCCAGCCCCCCGCCCCCCGCGAGGUGGAGCCUCGGACGGAAGCGCAGAGCCGACGGGAGGCGCAGGAAGCCCGAGGACGCUGAGGGCCCCGCGAAGCCGGCGGGCGACGGCAGACCCGACAGUUUUACCACUCCCGAAGGCCCCAAGCCCCAUCCUAGAUGUUCGGACUGGGCAAGUGCGGUCGAAGAGGAUGAGAUGAGAACCAGAGUUAACAAGGAAAUUGCAAGGUAUAAAAGAAAACUUCUCAUAAAUGACUUUGGGAGAGAGAGAAAGUCCUCGUCGGGAAGUUCUGAUUCGAAGGAGUCGGGGUCCGCGGUACCAGCUGACUUAGAGACGGAUGAAAGUGUGCUCAUGAGAAGGCAGAAACAGAUCAACUACGGAAAGAACACCAUCGCCUAUGACCGCUAUAUUAAAGAGGUCCCAAGACACCUUCGACAACCCGGCAUCCAUCCCAAGACCCCCAACAAGUUCAAAAAGUAUAGUCGACGAUCGUGGGACCAGCAGAUCAAACUCUGGAAGGUGGCGCUGCAUUUUUGGGAUCCUCCACCUGAAGAAGGAUGUGAUUUGCAAGAAAUACAUCCUGUGGACCUCGGGGAAAUGGAGACUGAAUCCGUAGAAAGCAGCUCUGAAUCCCAGACAAGCUCUCAGGAUAACUUUGACGUGUACUCUGGCACACCCACCAAAGUCAGGCACGUGGACUGCGGCGCGGAGGACGAGUUUGACUUGGAAGCUUGUUUAACGGAGCCCUUGAAAGACUUCUCAGCCAUGAGCUAACUGGUGCCACCUGGAGGCCGCCGAGAGCGAGAGUUGCCCCCCCCCCUCCCCGGCGGGUUGGGGGCGGCCGAGCAUGUGUCCUGCGCGUUUGUGGCCGGAUGGCUUCUGUUCAUAGUUCAUUAUCUCAUUAUCUCACGGUGAACUGUUAUUCAGUCUUGCCUUAUUUUCUUAAGAAGCGUUAAUUUUAUGUAUGGUGAGUAUAUUUUGCAUGUUUUAAAUUGCAAAUGGAACUAAAUCCAAGGAAAAUUGAACUUGAAAACUUAAUUGCUUAAUCUCUGCCAUCCUCCACGUUAACCUGACAAACGUACUUUUAACUGGUUUUCCACCAGGAAGUGAGACACCGAGUUCCCACUUGUCAGGUGGCUGGUUUGGGUUUAACUGCACGCUCACAGGACCAGUCUUACAUCAGCUUUCUUCACUGGUAGCUGACCGAGUGUUCUUGCAAUCGGAUAACUUUAAUAAAUAUCUUUAUGGAAACUUAAAGUUUGGGCCUUUCGUCAGUAUGUCAAGGUGUGUUUUUUUCUCCUACAGAGCACUGAAUAGUCAAAGUUAGUAAAUUGAGCCAUUAAGUUCACGGAUUUUAUGUAAGUUCUACAGUCUUACUUUGGUACUUUGAAUACCGCCGCUAGGUGGGCCUGCUCCCCGUAACACUCCCAGAGUAAGGCUGCCAGCAGAGGGGCUGAGAACGACGUGUUUUACAGUUAAUUUACCAUGUAAAGUUGCUGUAAAUGAUAAUGUGUACAGAUUUUCUGUUCAAAUACUCAAUUGUAAACUUCUUGUUAAGACUGUUAUGUUUCUAUUGCUUUUGUAUGGAAUGAUAUUGCAAAAAUAAAAAGAAAAGAACCUUC